This is a messenger RNA of Nymphalis io (European peacock), 1688 nucleotides long. Its product is annotated as apyrase-like. Gene Ontology annotation, molecular function: 5'-nucleotidase activity; nucleotide binding; metal ion binding. The transcript has 11 exons. The coding region runs from base 27 to 1658 and encodes 543 amino acids. Gene Ontology annotation, cellular component: plasma membrane. The record is from RefSeq and is a predicted model, not a curated record. Lineage: Eukaryota; Metazoa; Arthropoda; Insecta; Lepidoptera; Nymphalidae. Gene Ontology annotation, biological process: AMP catabolic process.
UACCUGAGCCUUGUCACACAAGGGCUAUGGAGUGCAUUCAUAUAUUAUUUGUUUGUUUGUCAGUAUUUACUGUAGUGAGUGCUCAGCUUUAUGAGUUGAAUAUUGUACAUUACAAUGACUUCCACGCAAGAUUUGUUGAAACAAGUCCAUCUGGCAACGUAUGUAAUCCAUCAGCAGCACCAUGUAUUGGUGGGUUUGCACGACUCACAACCCUUAUCAGAGAGGCCGUGCAGGAGGAACCCGAUUCCUUAGUGCUAAACGCUGGAGACACCUUCCAGGGCACGAUAUGGUAUAAUUUAUUAAGGUGGAACGUCACCCAAGACUUCAUGAAUAUGGUGCACCAUGAUGCCCACGUAUUAGGCAAUCAUGAAUUUGACAAUGGCAUUGAAGGUAUUGUACCAUAUCUCCAGCAUUUAAAUUCUACAGUAGUAACUGCAAACAUUAUCGACGAUGAGGAACCCACUAUCCAAGGAUUGUACCAACCAAGUGUCAUUGUGGAAAAAAAAGGACGUAAAAUUGGUAUUAUAGGCGUCAUUAUAUCUACAACUAAUGAAUUAGCGUCAACGGGUAGGCUGGUUUUUACGGAUGAAGUCGAAGCAGUCAGAAGGGAAGCGGAAAAACUACACGCACAAGGCGUAGACAUUAUUGUUGUAUUAUCCCACUGUGGCCUUGAAAUUGACAGAGAAAUAGCAAUGCAUGCCGGUCCAUAUAUAGAUAUAGUCGUUGGAGGUCAUAGUCACACGUUACUAAGUAAUUUUGAUCCCCCAGAGGGCACACCAUUUCAACCACAAGGCCCUUAUCCAGUCAUAGUGGAACAGCCGACAAGAUCUGUACUUAUCGUCCAAGCCGCUGCUCACACGGCUUUCUUAGGAGAAAUUAAACUUUAUUUCAAUGACGAAGGUGAUUUGAUGAGUUGGGUCGGUAAUCCUCAUUUCGUUGGACAUGAUGUUAUUCAAGCGCCAGAUGUUCUAGAAAAGAUAAAUGAGUACUUGCCAAUUAUAAAUGAAAGAGCCAAUGAACUGGUAGGCGUAUCAAAAGUUCACUUGUCGUCAAAUUGCUCCUGCGCAGAAUGUAACCUUGGAAGUUUUAUCUGCGAUGCUUUUCUUGAUGCUACUAUUGAAAAAGCUGAAGGUGAUAAAUGGAACUACGCUCAUUUUUGCAUCAUAAACACGGGAGGCGUCAGAUCCGAUAUUGAACCAGGAAACGUUACGUUCGAGCAGAUACUGCUAUCGACACCUUUUGAGAACAGAGUUGAAGUUUUCGAUUUGAGAGGCCAACAUGUCUUAGAAAUGCUGGAGUACGCCGUUGCGAACGAUCCCUGGCCUGGCGCGAGAAUGGUUCAAGUAUCUGGCUUACGUGCAGUUUUCGAUGGUGCUCUUCCAAUCAAUAGUCGUGUUAUCAAUGCAACUGUCCGUUGUACCGAAUGUACGAUACCACGCUACGAGCCAUUAGAUCUGAACAAAAUGUACAAAGUGGUAUCUCAAACCUUCAUUGGCAAUGGUGGUGAUGGAUUUACUAUGAUUUCAAAUAACCGCCAGAAUAUUGAAGUAAUUGGCGUCGAUUAUGACGUCGUGAUGCAGUACAUGAGACGACAAGCACCAGUUAUCAAGGACCUGGAUGGACGAAUUCAGAUAUCAGAUCCUUGUAUACGUAAUUAGAUCGAUUAGAAAAUAAAUUUUAAAACAAGA